GCCGGUCGCGCACCCUCUCGUCCAUCCGGUACCGCGAUGAUCAGUGAGCAACGUGAUCGACGUGUCCCGGGAACCGCGCGAGGCCGACUCCGGCUGUUGACUGGCGCCGUGCUGCUGUCCACGAUCGCGGGAAGUGCAUGGACCGACAACCCCGCCGUUGCAUCCGAGGGACCGAGCUUCAGCGCGCCAAUAACAAACGUGACAGUCCCAGUGGGAAGAGAAGCUAUCCUCUCCUGCGUCGUGGCGAACCUUUCUACGUACAAGGUGGCAUGGCUGCGGGUGGACACGCAAACCAUCCUGACGAUAGCCAAUCACGUGAUAACGAAGAAUCACAGAAUCGGCGUCACGCACAGCGAGCACAAAACGUGGCUCCUACAUAUACGUGAUGUCCGCGAGAGCGACCGGGGGAACUACAUGUGCCAGAUAAACACUGACCCGAUGAAGAGUCAGAUUGGUUAUUUGGAGGUCGUAGUUCCGCCGGAUAUUCUGGAUUAUCCUACGAGUACGGAUAUGGUGGUGAGAGAGGGUAGCAACGUUACACUGCGUUGCGAAGCAACAGGGUCACCGACGCCAAACAUUACCUGGAGGAGGGAAGACGGCGAGUUGAUUAUUCUCGGAAACAGUCAGGAAGUGGCCAGCAUUGACGGACCUGUCUUCAAUAUCACGAAAGUGAACAGGUUGCAGAUGGGAGCGUAUCUUUGCAUCGCGUCCAACGGCGUACCGCCAACGGUCAGCAAGAGAAUAAUGCUCGUUGUACAUUUUACUCCAAUGAUUUGGAUCCAGAACCAAUUAGUGGGCGCUCAAGAAGGCCAGCAAAUGACGUUGGAAUGCCAUUCCGAGGCGUUUCCCAAAUCCAUCAAUUAUUGGACGCGCGAGAACAACGUCAUUAUAGCAAAUGGGGAGAAGUACGAGCCAUCCUUCUCGGACAAUGUGUACAAAGUGCACAUGAAGCUGAUGAUACGUUCGGUCGCGAUGUCCGAUUACGGCAGCUACAAAUGCAUAUCUAAGAACUCCCUCGGCGAAACGGACGGCAGUAUCAAGCUCUAUCACAUACCAACGCCCACCACGGAACCGACGACGACGAGCACAGUGCCCGUUCCUACCACCGUGGAUCCAGUGGAGAAUAUCCAGUGGUCGCGACAAAAGCCCGUGCCCAGUCUGGAGCCGAGUUCUAAUGAAAUAACCGACGCAUCUUUGUCGACCGUCGUGAGAAGCGAAGAAACGCGACUCCGCGGCAGACCGAGCCACGAGGAGGGCCACGAAGCCGAGAACGUCAUCGACACUGAUAGCCACAAAAGCGUCGACAGUGACGUCGGGCAGCGAAGAAUCGACAACACGGCGCAAUCGAUGUCGUCGAAAAGCAGCACGUGGCACUGCCUGACCCGAUCCAGCGCGGCGAUUUGCAUAAUCGUGCUCUCCGCCCUGUCGUAGUCACCGCGGAGUGAGGAUGAUUGAGUCCGGAUAUCCUUCCAGCUGCAGCACAAAUCCUGCAAUCUUUCCUUAACCGCAAGGGAUCAAUCAACCGGCGAAUAGUGUUAGAUUCAUCGAAGGAUCUCCGUCACUUAUUGACGGCUGAACAGGAAAGACGAUUAUCAAUUGGGACUAUGAAUUUUUAUUUUACCUUCAUUAGAGAUUGGCGACAUAUAUUAUUUGUAUUAUAGAUCGUUAUGAUAAAUUGUACCGUCCCUUUUUUUCUUUCGUUCAAUUUUUUUAUGUUACAGCGCAAGGAUGGCAUUUGGCAAAAAGUUGAAUUUAUUACAAUUAUUUAACAAAAUUGACAUUUAUUUUGACAUCUUUCACACAAAUCAGUAGGUUACAAAAAGAACAGGAUGGAAAUUUUUUAAUGGCUCAUCUUGGGUAUAUAUAUCUUCAAAAAAAGGGAAGAAAGGGGAAAGUAAAUUAAUUAUUUACAUACUGCAACAAAAGUCACGGAAAAUCUCAGAAAAUAUAAAUUUGAUAAAAAAUUACAAAAAUUUUGACUUACUUGCAACAUACAAGCAUCAGUUACUGAUCAAAAAUAAUAAAUGUAAUUCGAGCGAUAACUUAACAUAUUGACUGCCGAAUAUGAGUAAACUCAUAGGCGAUAGAUGGACGCGAGCUAUUCGCCGAUUUGAUGUUUUAAAAGGAUGAAUAAGAAUUUGAUUGUGAGUUUUGAUAAAGAAUAAAUAUAAACAAGUAGUAUAUUAAAAUAACAUGCUGAUAUAAAAAUGGCAUCGAUUAUAGAGUUACUUAAUUGUACAGUGACAGUCAACGUGUAAAAAUGUCUGCGUCGCACCAAUGUCAACGUUAUUUUAUUCGUUUAAGUUGAUCGUGUGUUUACCUUUCAUUUUUAUCAAAGAUCUUUUUAUAAAGGAUUGAUAACACAGGUUUACAAAAUUUUACUUAUUUUCUGCGGUCUUGAAAAAAAGAGUUGUUUUCUAUAGUAUUUUGUAUGCUGAAUCCGAAUCCGCAAGCAAAAAUGUUCGAUUACGUCAAGUUUACUAGAAAAAUGGGGCUUCUAAAAAACAUUUCUGACCAUUUUUGAAGAUUUGUAGCUAAACCCGAUGUCCAAAAGAUUUUUAAAACGAUUCAAAUUAAAGCUCGAACAUUGUAUUUUAAUAUGAGAAUGUCAAAAUUUUUACCACAAUUUUUGUUUUUAAACCUUUAAAAAUAAAGGGUUUAAGGUUUGAUGGUCUCUGCGGUAAAAAAUUUGACAUUCUUAUAUUAAAGUACAAUGUUCAAGCUUUAAUUUGAGCUCUUUUAAGAGUUUUUUUAUCGGGUUCGUCAGUGUAUCGUCAAAAAUGGUCAAAAACGCGUUUUUAGGGGAUUCAAUCUCAUUUUUCUCGUAAAUCUGACGCGAUAAAGCAUUUUUGAUUGCAAAUUCGAAUUCUGCGGACAAAAAAAACUAUAGAAAACUAUUUUUCUCUUCCAGACCGCAAAAUCAUGCAGACUUGUGUAAUCAUUCCAAAUCUCUUCGAUGUGUCAGCGGAUUUCCAAAGCCAUCGGGUGUAUCCUAGAAAUGACGACGACGUGACGACCAUUUUCCUUAUCUGAUUCCACCGUCACCGCUAAAUCCUUCUCUCCAAUCUUUUUUCUAUCGGCAGAAAGGCUUUCAGGUCGUGCGCAUCGUUAGCGAAACGAGAUCUCCCAAUUUCCCUCAAAGAGAGGUCGGCUGAUUUUUCUUUUCGUGUGUGGGUGGCUUAUCGGAAAGAUUUCAUACUCACAUCCGAAUCAUAAUUAUAUUGAUAGAAAAUCGAUUAUGGGGGGCAGUAUUUUUAAAAAAAUUUGAAGAAGUAUUUACGUGUCGCAUUUUUUUUUUAUUUAUAGGUACAUGUCAAAAAUUUAUUUGUCACAUUUUCGUUCCACGGAUAAACAAAUCUCUGAAGUAAAAACUAUUAUAAAGAACAUAUAUCAGACUUGAAACAGACAUGGACAAAUUUUUCUUGUAAGAUAUGUAUUGCUUGUGUUUCCAUCGUUUAUCCAUAUCGUUUUUAGAUUCGAUCAAUAAGUAACUGUCGCCAGUGAUUUGCGUGAAUGCGUAGAAAUUUGUAUUGAGAUGUUUAUAAUGUGAUUUAAUAAUAAUUUGAAAUAUUAAAAUAUUAUUUAUUGAUAUUUACACCGAUUUUGCAUAGAAUCUCAAUACUUGUGAGCAUAAAGCCCCUGAGAAUUGUUUUCAUGCAGCUGACGUUUUAAUUUUACUUACAAAUAUAGAGAAAAUAGAAUAGUUAACCUUGUGCACUUUACGCUCCCUAAGUAGUAACACGUUAACUGAAGGAAGUCCAGCCCCAUUUUAAUCACAGAGCCAUUAUAUAUUAAAUCGCUCGCCACUAGUAAAAUAUUAAAGCACGAAUCGGUUUAUGGCUUGUGGAUCAUGCAUGGACGAUGAAGCUCCAAACGUUUCCUGUGUCCGUCAUUUGUGAUUGACGCAGCAAUCAGUAUGUUAACGUUUAUCGCGAUGCACUGGCAAAUUUUAAAAUUAUUAUAAGACAUCCUCCGAUCGAUCGUUUUUCAUUGUGACAAAAAUGCCACAGAUCUGUUCUAGUCAUAUCUCUAUUCAAAUGUUAUUGUCAGUGCAGAGGGUUAAUCGAUCUAUAAAGCUAAAUGUAUAAAUUAGUAUGUAAGCGUAGAAAUUAGCGUGCGAUGUGUGCGAAAGUACACGAAAAGUGACUCUCGAAUACGGUGCAUGGAAUUGCAACGAAGCAACCGGGACUUGUAAAUUUUCCGAGGAUUAAUCACUUGCAUAUAUUUGUAAAUAAUAUUAUACGACCGUAUGGAUAUUUCCAUAAUAUUAUCGCUGUACUAAUUGUAAGGAUUGAUAAGGACACGGUUUUGUAUAUAUUAAGUCCCCUCGAACGCGUAUAAGAUAAGAGUGUGAGUAGUUGUCGACGUUUUUAUAUAUGUGGACGUUUCUGCAAAUGAAGUUAUCGUAUCCCUGACACGUUAUCAGGACGAAAUUCCAGAUGAGAGAAAUAUCUGAUCCUCCUUGCGUUAUUCUACCAAUUAAGACUAAAUCGCAGUGAAUACCAUUUUGAGUUUUACAACGGAAAACGUAACGUUCCUACGUAGUUACGUGCAAUCAAGUGUGGUUGUUAAGCUACUCUUUAAAAUAUAAUAAUUAAUUUACGUAUAAAAAAGAUUUAUAUUAAUAAACCGAAAUUAGUAGAGGAAAGUCCCCUAUUAUGAGAUAUCACAUCUAUUUUGCGUGAUUGCCGGAAGUUUAUGUGUAGAAUUGAAAAUGUAGUAGGCGAGUGCACGCACGAUCGUAUAAUGAAUUUUCCACUAAAUAAGUUUUACUCUAAGAGCAAUAAGUUCGUGAUGAAACCAACAGAUAGAACCUAUUAUUAGUUUAGCAGAAACCUCGCUAUCGCAUAUUAGGAGCCAAUCUCAUAAUAGGGGGCUUUCCUCUAAUUUUCUCGCCAAAAAUAUGUGAAAUAUUUUUGCGACAUAUUACUUACAAUUUUCUUAUUAAUACUGUUAAUGUAAUUCGAUAUCAAUUUGAAACUCGCGGUUCAGAAAGAGCGUCUGCAAGCGCGCCCUUGUACCGCGCAUGACAAGCUUUACGAGCUUUCGAAAAAAUGGCGAGUUGUUUGAAAUAUCAGGUGAUCAGGACUUGUACACUGCAUUUAUGGACGUGAAAAAAUUCAACGUCCGCUCAAUAAUACAAUCGAGUUUUGAAAAUUAAUUUAAGAGUAUUACACACUCUACAAUCAAUUCACAAUUCUACAAUUAAAUCACUUGAUAUGAACGAUGUAUGUCACAACUCUCAGGAGCUCCUGGAAUCCAGAUGUAAAUAUUAACUACAAGAUUACGCGUACUGUAAAGUGAAUGCAAUCGUUGUAAAUAAUUCCAGCAAGCUUUAUAUGUUGUUAUAAGGUGAUGCACGAUCUAUCAUUUCGUAUUAUUUACUUAUUUGAAAUAUAACUGAACGCGUGCAUAUAUUUCUUACGAAUAAUAUUAAUUAAUCGAGAAUUUCAGUUCUUUUUAGUUUUCUUAUAUGUACAUCAAAUUUCAAAAUUAUAAAUAAUAUUUAAAAAUUUAAUGCCUGCAAUUGAGAGCAUCUAAGAUUGACAUAAAGUCUAAAGUAUAAUGUGUGUCGUAUUCAUUAAAUAAAUUAUUAAUUAAAUUCGGGUAAAUAUCGUGUAUCAUUUAAAUCCAGAUUUUCGUUAGCCGUAGCGCCUGUCGAUGAAAGAAAGAUCAAUUUGAGUGAGCUUAUUGCAGCUUUAUAGACAUUGAUAUUCACAGAAUGGCUUUAAAUGAAACUUCAUAGAUGAAAAAAAUCCCGAAACGUAUUGUAAAAAGAAUUACGUUUGUUUUCAUUAACGUAAUAGUAGAAAUGAAUCAUGUUGUAACUGGAUGAGCGAGUGCAAAUGGAAUGAAUAAAUAUCGAAUGUUCAAUGUACUUUGUACAAAUCCUAUUUCAGUUUUAUUGAUUUAUAAAUUUCGGUUCUUUGAUAUAGAGCCUUUUGUAAUAAAAUUAAUUAAAUAAUUUAUUAAAUAAAUAGCAUAAAAUUAUUCUGUAUUACUCAAUACAAAUCAAUAUUUAUAGUCAAUCAAUUUAUCUCCUUCGCUUAUAUUAUUUCUUCUUAAGAAUAUAAUUUGUCUGCAUUGUUGCAUUUAAUUGUAUAGCGAUUAUUUGCGACUGAGAUAGAAUUGUAAUUAACUUGUUCCGCUCCUUUUUAAGAUUAUAAUCUUAUCCGUACUGUAGAAAGAUAUAAAUAAAGUUGGAGUU
Messenger RNA from Temnothorax curvispinosus, 6208 nucleotides. Its product is annotated as neurotrimin-like. The record is from RefSeq and is a predicted model, not a curated record. Gene Ontology annotation, cellular component: neuron projection. Bases 37 to 1431 code for a protein of 464 amino acids. Lineage: Eukaryota; Metazoa; Arthropoda; Insecta; Hymenoptera; Formicidae. The transcript has 10 exons.